Messenger RNA from Cyphellophora attinorum, 1728 nucleotides. Its product is annotated as Lactose permease. The record is from RefSeq and is a predicted model, not a curated record. Gene Ontology annotation, cellular component: membrane. Gene Ontology annotation, biological process: transmembrane transport; carbohydrate transport. Lineage: Eukaryota; Fungi; Ascomycota; Eurotiomycetes; Chaetothyriales; Cyphellophoraceae. Bases 1 to 1728 code for a protein of 575 amino acids. Gene Ontology annotation, molecular function: carbohydrate:proton symporter activity. The transcript is spliced from 6 exons.
AUGGCCCUCAGACAACGACACCACGCCGAAGAGGCUGCCAUCGCCAGAGAAGAAGCACCCGAGAUUCCAUAUGUCAACUGGCGGAAAGAUCCUGGGUUGAGGAAGUUAUACGCUCUCUGUGCGGUCAUCUGUGUGGCAAGCGCCACGACUGGAUAUGAUGGCUCUCUCCUUGACAAAUCUCAAAAUAUGGACCUCUGGCAGGACUAUUUUGACCAUCCUAAAGGGUCCAACAUGGGCCGACUACAAGCCAUGUACCAGCUCGGGUCAAUAGCCUCUUUACCAAUCGCACCCAUCAUAUCAGAUCGAUUUGGGCGCAGGAUAUCCAUCAUCUGCGGAUGUAUUCUCAUGAUCGCGGCCGGCGCACGCUUCUUCCUCGGCUUCGGCAACUCUCUCGCCCAACUCGCCUCACCCCUACUCCUGACCGAGAUCUGCCACCCUCAACACCGUGCCCGAGUCACCGCUAUAUACAACUGCCUAUGGCACGUCGGCUCCAUCAUCUGCGCAUGGCUCACCUUCGGCACAAUGCGAAUCCCCUCAUCAUGGUGCUGGCGAGCACCUACUUUAGUCCAAGUCCUGUUCUCCGUCAUACAAAUCACCUUCAUCUGGUGGGUACCCGAGUCACCCCGGUGGCUGAUCUCGAAGGACCGGACCGAGGAAGCACUGCAGGUGCUGGCUAAAUAUCACGCCAAUGGCAACGUCAACGAUGCGACGGUGCAGUUCGAGUAUGCAGAAAUCAGGGAGACGUUGAAGCUGGAGUUCUUGUACAAGAAGACGAGUAGCUAUCUUGACUUCUUCAAGACAGAGGGCAAUCGCUACCGUCUCGGGCUGGUCAUCUCGCUAGGUGUCUUCAGCCAAAUGUCCGGGAACGCCCUCACCUCCUACUACUCCAAUCGCAUCUACGACAGCGUCGGCAUCGACGACGACAACACGCGCUUCGGCCUCAACGGCGGCCGCUCCAUCCUCAACCUCGUCGUCUCCGUCACCUGCGCGCUCCUCGUCGAUCGCGUCGGUCGCAGACCCUUGUUCCUAGCCGCCACGGGCGGCAUGCUGCUGUUCUUCGCGUCAAUGACAGUCCUCGGCAACCGCUAUACCGAGACACCCACGCAUGGUAUCGGCAUCGCCUUCGUCACCUUCCAGUGGUGUCAUGACGUAGCGUAUGCUCUUGCUUGGUCUGGGCUGCUUGUUGCGUACACAGUCGAAGUCCUCCCCUUCAAGCUCCGCGCCAAGGGUCUGAUGAUCAUGAACGUCUCCGUGCAAGCCGCCCUUGCCUUCUCCGGCCAGAUCAACCCCAUUCCCAUCGACGGCGCAUGGAAGGGCGAGGAGUGGAAGCUGUAUACUGUGUACACCGUGUGGAUUGCUUUCGAAUUCCUAAUCGUGUAUAUCUUCUACGUCGAGACUAGAGGCCCAACCCUCGAAGAGAUCGCGAAAAUCUUCGACGGCCGCAAUGCCGAAGUCGCCAAUGUGAAGACCGACAUCGGCGGCGACUCUUCGGCACGCACUCAUAGCUCCGCCAACAACUAUCCCAUCACAGAAAUACACAUCGCGACCGGCGAGCACGAUAAAAGCAUGAGCGGUGGGUCGUGGGAACACGGUGAGGGGACGGGCGUUGCGCGGGAGGUGCAGCAUGGGAGUGGUGGGUAUAACGGGCAGUAUCAGAGUGGGGGCCAGCAUCAGAAGGAGUUGAGCGGGAGUAGUGAUGGGUUUGGGGGGCGGUAUCACGCGCGGUGA